AUGCCCCUGUUGAUCACCAGCAGAGCCACAGCAGCCACCUGCCAAUGGUCACGUGCCCUCACACCCAGACCUUCCAACGAGCAUGUCCUCGCUAUCAAGACAGCCGUUAAUAACCUUGCUGGCGGACAGAAGUCCCUUGGCUCGAAUGCUCGCGAGGUUCUCGCCUUGCGAAAUGAAGUCCUUGAACAGGUCGCUGCGUUACCCGAAACAUUUGCCGCUGCUCCCAACAUCUUACACGGAGCCCAUGCGGAAUUUGCGUUGACGAGAGAUGCGAACAAGCGCGACUCGGAGAUGGACGAGCUGAGGCGGAACAACACCGAGUUCCAGGUUGAUGCGUUGGAGCUUCAAAUUUGCGGCACGGGACAAGGAAACUGCAUUACAAUCGGUUGUGUCGCUGCAAAAACAACACGACCAGCUUGCGUCUCAGCAGGCAUUGGGAUGAUCUCCACAUACGUCUGCCCAGAUCAGAAUGCUCACAAGUCUCAUUUUGUUGGGCAAGCGGACAACGAGGAGUUGAAGGAGGUUCGGGUGAUUCGGGAUCGCAGCAAGGUGCUUGAGGGCGAACAUGCUACCCUGCUCAAGCGAGUCUGGCGCAAGCUCAACAACGCGAUGGAGAGUGAGUGGGAAGGAGAAACGCUGCUGGUCAUUCACGACACGGGUAUUGGCCAGACCAAGGCUGAUGUGGUGAACAAUCUCGGUACCAUCGCCAACUCUGGCACAAGAGGCUUCAUCAAGGCCCUCUCUUCUAGCGCCGACAUCUCCAUGAUUGGUCAAUUCGGUGUUGUUUCCAAACACAACGAUGACGAGCCAUACAUUUGGGAGUCUGCCGCUGGUGGGACCUUCACUAUUACCCUCGACACCGUCAACCCCCCAAUCGGACGUGGUUCUGAAAUCCGUUUGUACCCGAAGGAGGACCAACUCCAGUACCUCGAGGAGAAGAAGAUCAAGGAGAUUGUCGCGAAAAAGUCCGAGUUCAUUUUUUACUCAAUCAAACUCGCUGUCACGAAGGAGGUCGAGAAGGUUAGUAGUCUUUUCCCCUCUCCUACAUCUGUUCUAACGCGGUCGAGGAUGAAGAUGAUGCCGAAAGACAAUAAGAAGAAGAAGGUUAAGGAGCAAAAGAUCACUACCGAGGAGCUCAACAAAACCAAGCCCAUCUGGACUCGCAACCCGUCAGAAAUCACGACUGAAGAGUACGGGUCGUUCUACAAGAGCUUAACCAACGAUUGGGAGGAUCAUCUUGCUGUCAAGCACUUCUCGUUGAAGGUCAACUCAAUUCAAGGCCAUCCUCUUCAUUCCCAAGCGGGCACCCUUCGAUCUCUUCGAGUCCAAGAAGAAGCGCAACAACAUCAAGCUCUACGUCCGCCGUGUCUUCAUCAUGGACGACUGGAGGAGCUUAUUCCCGAAUACCUCAACUUCGUCAAGGGUAUCUGCGACUCAGAGGAUCUGCCCCUCAACAUCUCCCGUGAGACGUUGCAGCAGAACAAGAUCCUCAAGGUCAUUCGCAAGAACAUUGUGAAGAAGUGCAUGGAGGUUCUGGCUGAAAUUGCGGAGGACAAGGACAACUUCACCAAAUUCUACGAGGCUUUCGGCAAGAACCUCAAGCUUGGUAUCCACGAAGAUGCCCAAAACCGAAGCAAACUCGCCGAGUUCCUGCGUUUCUUCUCGACCAAGUCGUCUGAGGAGCAGACCUCGCUCAAAGACUAUAUUACCCGCAUGCCCGAAAUCCAAAAAUCCAUCUACUACCUCACCGGCGAAUCUUUGGCGGCCACCCGCGACUCACCAUUCCUUGAGGUCCUCAAGAAGAAGGGCUUCGAAGUUCUGCUGCUCGUUGACCCCAUUGACGAGUACGCCAUCACACAACUGAAGGAGUUCGAUGGCAAGAAGCUCAUCUGUGUGUCGAAAGAGGGUCUGGAGCUUGAGGAGACGGAAGAGGAGAAGGCGGCACGUGAGGCUGAGGUUGCUGCCUUCAGCGACCUUUGCACCACUGUCAAGGAUGCUCUUGGCGACAAGGUCGAGAAGGUCGUCAUCUCCAACCGCAUCACCGACUCUCCUUGCGUUCUUGUCACUGGCCAAUUCGGUUGGUCAUCCAACAUGGAGCGUAUCAUGAAGGCGCAGGCACUUCACCUCGAACUGAACCCGAGCAACCCCAUCGUCAAGGAGCUCAAGCGUAAGGUUGCGGAGGACAAGGGCGACAAGUCUGUUCGCGACUUGACCUAUCUGCUCUUCGAGACAGCGCUGCUCACUUCUGGCUUUGCUCUCGAUGAACCGACAUCUUUCGCUAAGCGUAUCCACCGAAUGAUUGCACUUGGUCUCGAUGUUGAUGAGGAAGAGGAGGAAGAGACAACAGAAACCUCGACCGCCCAACCAACGGCUGCCGCCACGGAAACCACGUCUGCUGUGGAGGAGAUCGACUAA
This is a messenger RNA of Mycena indigotica, 2415 nucleotides long. Its product is annotated as HATPase-c domain-containing protein. Gene Ontology annotation, cellular component: perinuclear region of cytoplasm; protein-containing complex; cytosol. Gene Ontology annotation, biological process: cellular response to heat; protein folding; protein stabilization. The record is from RefSeq and is a predicted model, not a curated record. The coding region runs from base 1 to 2415 and encodes 804 amino acids. The transcript has 9 exons. Lineage: Eukaryota; Fungi; Basidiomycota; Agaricomycetes; Agaricales; Mycenaceae. Gene Ontology annotation, molecular function: ATP-dependent protein folding chaperone; ATP hydrolysis activity; ATP binding.